Molecule: messenger RNA, 5774 nt
Organism: Solenopsis invicta (red fire ant)
Lineage: Eukaryota; Metazoa; Arthropoda; Insecta; Hymenoptera; Formicidae
Gene: mav
Biological process (GO): BMP signaling pathway; SMAD protein signal transduction
Cellular component (GO): extracellular region
Molecular function (GO): growth factor activity; cytokine activity
Source: RefSeq, a predicted model, not a curated record
AAUCUUCCAAAAAGAUUUUAUAUUCUUGCUUAUAUAUAAAACAAUGAAUUGCUGAUUUGAUACUAAUUUUUUUCUGUGUAAAAAUUGACUAAGUUACAUUAAGAGUUAACUUUUUGUACUAGUUGUAUUAUUUACCUUUUAACUCUUUAAUUAAUCACUACACACUACAUAUUACUAAUAAUAGCUGAACUUUUGACACAGGGAUCCGUUGAACGUGUAGAGGCUCCUAGGAAGUUUUCAAUAAACCGGACAAUCUACUGUGCUCCAUGGCCUUGAUAAACUGACAACGUUUCGCGUCGCCAUAAUGAAGCGCAGCCUCUUUAUCGGCGACAGUAUUAUCUCGUCCUGUAGUUGCAUUUUCGCAUUGUGUCCGGAAGUUUUCAGAUUGCACCCGCACGAAAUGUCCUUGCAAGUGUAGAACACGGUGAGAACGGAGAAACCGGGACGAUGAUGUAGAAAAACAGAGCUUGCUCAGGCAAUGUUUCGGAGAUAAUUGAAGCUGAAUUCAUUGCACACAUGACCUAAAAAAAACUGCAAGUUAAGACUUUACUAUGAAGACUUUGACAUAUAUAUAUUUUUUUACGAAAGCGAUAAAUAAAUAAUUUCUUUUCAAUUUGAUCAUCUUUUGAGGAAGGAAUUUGAAUAUAUCGCAUCGAGCUGAGAACUUCGAUUGAAACGCCGCAAUUCACCCGCUAUCUUCAGAUCGUUAAAAAGCGCGGAUUGCACGGAGAGGUGGCGAGCCGCAGGUUCAAGUAACGCUGUCUGUACUUUCGGACGAAACGGUCGCACGUCGCCUAGCAGUUACCCGCGUUUUCUGUACAUGCAUUGUCGCACGUUUAAAGCGUAUAGAAAGAUCUCAAUCUCCAGGCUAAUUACGCCUAAACGCGCAAAUUUGAUAGAGGCACGUAUUUGAUUGAAGUAAUCCAUAUAGAGACGCGUGUUUGGAAAAACGGGAAAGAGGUUAACCGCUUCGAUUCGGCAUCUUAACCUUAGCGUCAUGUCGCGCGAUAUAAAUCAAAGUGAAGUUGCCGGCGUGAAGUUGUCGCCGGUCGAAACGUUUGGUCGCCAACGGCAACGGAGACACGACGGUGAGUGUCGGUCCCGAAUCGUGACACGUUUAAUCGGGAAAUACUUACGCCCGUGCAAUUAGUUGCAUUUCGGUAAUUAGCGCGUGUCAGAUCGUGUGUUCUCGCGUAUGUGAGUGCCAUGGAGAUUGAUGAAGCAGCAACGAAGAGAGGAGGAGCAGGCGUGGGAGGUGUGGGGCGACAGGUCGAAGUGACCGUUGGCCGUUGCCUUCGUGACGCGAAAUCCGGAUGCCCUUUGAGUGCCUCCCAGGAAUCGGGAUUGCGGAUGGUUGAAGAUCAGGAUGUCCUACGCGCGUCGCGUGUUACUUUUACGUGGAAAACGCACUCCUAUUCACCCCAUUCGGCGACACCUUCGACGCUUGUCAGCUCGGCUCGGCUCGGCUCCGUCUCAGUUCAGCUCGCUCGCACCCAUGCGGCCCUCUCGCUCGCUCUUCUCGCGCGCGCAAUGCGCGGCGCGCCGCGGGCGGGAGCGGACUCGCUGGAUAUAUACAUGCACACGCGAUAUCAUAGCGGCGAGCAGUCGACACGCGGCACUCGUACGAAGCGGGUCUCCUCGUGCUCUCCUUCCCUCCUCUUGCGGCCGAGGGAGAGAAAGGAAGAAGAGAGACGCAACAUAGCUUGAGAGAGAAAAAGAGAGAAACUCGAAGAGAGAAGUGUUUUAACUCAUCUUCGAUCUUCCGCACAACGCAAAAUCUUCAGCGGCGAAAAUCGUCGGGAGGAGCCGCGAUCUACGAUAUUAUACCACGGAUCAAUCGUGACGGUGUCUUGCGCGAUGACGUCGCCGUUUGUCAACGGGAAGAGGAAGCACGACGUGAAGUUUCCCCGUUGGACAUCCGGCUCCGGUCUUGGUCUCGCGGCGUGCUCUUAAAAUGCCGCGCGUCGGCUUCUGAGAGAUCGAUCGCGUCAGCGAAACAACCCGGCUCUCCCUUUUUCUUCCAUUCUUACGGACGUGUCGCUCCGUGAGGACGACGCUCGAGGAAAGAUCGCCGUGAACGCGGAAGUAACCGGUAUCAGCCAGAACCAACUGGAUUCGGGAAUACUAAUUUGUUUCUUGGAAAAAUUUGUCCGUGACGGAUACCACAGGUGGGUCGUCGCUCGUCGAAGGACCGACCAGUCAUCCGGUAAAAGGAAGAUUUGCUAGUACCGGAGUACCUUCAGCGGAGCCUUCAAAGCGGCACCUCGCGCUCCGAUCUCCGAAUCGCCGGCGUGAGACCGAGCCACGAGAUCGUAUCCCUGGCUAUGGGCAAGUUCCCAAUAACCCUCCGAAGUGAUACUAUUCGCGACAACGUAAGUACUGACGGCCAGCAGGAGCGGCAGAAGAAAACAACAACAACGACGACGGCGACGGCGACGGCGGUGGCGGUGGCGGUGGCGGUGGUAGUCGGUGGUGCGGAGGCGCGAUCCAGCGCGACGAACGGCGCGAUCGCCGAUAACGCUACCGCCGAUCCCGAUCGUCGUCCUAUCGCGUCGACAUGCAGGCGCGUGUCGAGAGGAGAGGAGUACGCGCGGAGGCGCUCCGGGAUCGCUGAUUCGUCGCAAUCGAUCAGCGGCACUCGUAGCGCUCUCGUCGCCCGCCGGAGGCGCCGGGACGCCGCGAUCGACGGCGCGAUCACGCGGCUACGCAGAAAUACGUGGCACGCGGAAAGUAAAGAUGAGGCCGUGCGGAUGACGGAUCGCGAUCCGAGCGCGUCGUUGAGAACCGACGUUAUCGGCAAUUGCGCUGAACGAAGCUGCGCUCUCGAGGCGCAGACGGACUCGACAGGAUUUUGGAACGUCAGUAUCGCCGACGACGACCGCCGCACUUGUUGCGUCCCGAUCGACGCGGCCACGUUGCUCACGCGGCGCAGACGAGUCCGCGAGCGGGCGGUCCGCGCCGAUCUCGUCGAGCGGCAGAAUCGACGAGCUGGUAGCGUCUUGCUGGCUCGCAGCAGGUCCGUCAUCGGCACUGAGGAGAUAUUCCGUAGCGCGGUGGAUAGUAUUACGAUAGGACGGGAAGCCCGAACUCGGUUCUUCGAGAUUCCACUCAUCGCUACCGUAGACUUUACCAAGUGUAACAAGCGUACCUUGUGUAACAACGCCACGAGUAACGACGAUCAAGACAACGUGAACGAUGGAUCGUCGACAACCGUCCGCGAGAUCGGAGGAUCGAUCGACAGCAGUAUCAACGCGGAAAACUCUUCAUUUCCGGAGAAUCCCGCCAGACUGAUUAGUAUCAUCGAUUCUUCGUGCGAAGAGCAGCCACGCGUUCUUGCCGAGGAAACGGUGCACCGAAGAGGUACGUCGUCUAUGUCGCGAUUUCCCGCGAAAAUCGAUCCCGGUGGAAACGCGUGGCGAACCAAGACGGACACACGCUGGAGAUUGCCGAGGAUUGGUUUCGUCCAGCGAGCUCUUCUACUGGGACUGCUCGCCACGAGUUUGCUCUGCGACGCGGUGCUAGCGGCGCCGCAGUCAUCGUCGAUCCUCACGAACGGCGUCGAAGAGGAGGACUUUGCGAUGCCGAGGAACAGCCUCGGCGAUGACGAACUGGAGAUCAUCAGGAGGAGCAUCGUGCAGGGCCUCGGGCUUCAGAGGAUACCUGAUCCUUCGAAGGCGAACGUGAGCCAGGCCGAGUACGAGAGAGCGCACAGAGAGUACCUGAAACAAGUGCAGCUGUCGCACGACGGGCAGAAAUUUCGAACGCGACGGGAUCUCCAUGUAUUUCAAGCUGCUGAGCAUCCGGGGAACAAGUCAACGAGCCACGGCUUUAGCCGGAGGGGAGGGUACCAUCGUCACUCCCUGUACUUUCCCGUCGCGAUUUCCGGCGACGCGGAGGACGUCACGGUCGAUCACGCGUCCCUGAGAUUCCUCCUCCAAGGCGAUCACAGACGUCCGCGCGAUCUCGAGGCGCUGGUCUAUCUCCGCACGCCGGUCUCCCGGCGUCUCCUGCUGCGGCGCGGCAUCCCGCAGGGCGAGCCGACGAGUACCCGAUGGCUGGAGUUGGACUCUACCGAGGCAGCCGCGAGCUGGCUCGAGCACGGCCUGGAGAACCACGGCCUCGAGCUAGAGUUCCUCCACGACGGCCGGCCGACGCGACGCGAGAUCUCCCACGCGACGUUGAACGUGUUCGCCGCGUCGUCGGAGCCCGGUGGCAGGAGGAAGAGGUCCACUCCCGAGGAGCUGAUGCCGCUGCACAAGGGCCGGCGUAGCAAGUGCAAGGGCGACAACAACAAAAAGUGUUGCCGGCACGAGCUGACGGUCAUGUUUAAGGACUUGAAGGGCUUCGAGUUCAUCGUGUACCCGAAGGGCUUCGACGCUGGCUACUGCAAGGGCCGUUGCCCGCCCCGUUACAAUCCGGCGCACCAUCACGCUCUGCUGCAGAGUCUGCUGUGGAAGGAGGACCGGAAAAGGGUGCCCAAGCCGUGCUGCGCGCCCAGCAAGCUCGACCAGCUGAUGAUCGUCUACUUCGAUGAGAACGAUACGACGCAGCUGAAAGUGUCCUACUGGAAGAAUAUCCAAGUGCUGGAGUGUGCCUGCUCGUGAAAGAGAGGACGUAGAGGAAAAGAAAAAGCGAAACAGUCUACCAUGGCCGAGGACUCACCAAAGAAUCGUCCGAAUUGCGGUUCGGUGAUGCCACGCAUUCGCGUUAAGAUACUAAUAAUAACAAAUAUACUGAUAAUGGUGAAAGUAAAGAAAUAUACUGUCGAUCGAGCGACUUUAGAACUUUUUCGUGCACCUUUGCGAUCCCUUUAGACUUCCAUUUUUUCUUUUUUUUUUUUCGUACGAUUCGGACGAUCCGAGAGGCAUCACCGAACACUCAGACCCUGUAGACUCGCUCAGGGUCUCGCAUCGACUGUGAUACUAACGAUAUUUACUUGUCAUUAUAUUCCUUAUUACAUAGCGAUUGUAUUUUGUAUUAUUAAAACAUUUUCGCUAUAUUCGAGCCUGGUUAAAAGAAAGCGAAUCGCUGCGAAUCGUCGACAAUCGCAAGCAACGAUGCCUAUGUCGAUCCGCCUUUCUUUUUAAUUAGGUGAGCAUUUCCCCGUACGAAACGCCAUAACGUCAUCGUGUAUCCAUAACCCAUACCAUCUAUUUGUUAAUUUAUUAUCACCACGUAGGCUUCUGCGAAACGAGCGGGUCGAUGUCUAUUAAUGUAAUUUGUGACACAAGCUAAAGUCUUCGCUCUACCGAACUGUUGUUUUGUAUCGAGGUUUUUUUUAGUUCCUAUAGAGUAUUACGACUAGAAUCUCCGAGUACUCCGCAAAUCUCGCUCGACUCCCCCGAAUGCAGUCAAACGAUCGUGAAUACGUGUUAAUACAUUUUUACGUUCUUGUAAAAAUUAUGAAAUACGUUUUCUACACGAGAUCCACGCCAAUCGGUGGCCGCCGCACGCUAAUCUGUAUGCGUAAUUAUUUCAAGCUCUAUCUGUGAAAUAAUAAUCUUCGCAUUGUAUCUACGAAGUAACAUGUAUCGUAUAUUUAUCGGACGCGCAACAAGAUCGAUAAGAAACAUUGUUUCAUUCUAAGGCACCGAUAUAUCAAAUUGUAUAAAAAUUUAUGAUCGCGCACUAUUGUAAAUUAUAAUCUAAUUAAUCACACCCAGCGGCCCUCUUACCAUCAUUAUUCCUGUCCCUCUUAUUGUCAACUUAUCUGAUGAUGGAGAUCCAUUUAUAGUGAAGUCUUAAAUAUAUGAUCUAUCAGUUUUCAAUAAAAA